Lemur catta (Ring-tailed lemur) is the source of this 2302-nucleotide messenger RNA. RefSeq names its product solute carrier family 15 member 5 (gene SLC15A5). Gene Ontology annotation, biological process: transmembrane transport. NCBI's taxonomy places the organism in Eukaryota, Metazoa, Chordata, Mammalia, Primates, Lemuridae. The record is from RefSeq and is a predicted model, not a curated record. Gene Ontology annotation, molecular function: transmembrane transporter activity. The transcript has 9 exons. Bases 1 to 1737 code for a protein of 578 amino acids. Gene Ontology annotation, cellular component: membrane.
AUGUCUGUCAUAGACUUUACAAUAACUGAUGAGGUAGUACCUUUAAAUCACAGCAUUGAGAAGGAGAAAACUGUAAGUCACAUUGGUUAUUUCUCUUCCUCAUACUCUGUGAAAAAAAUCCAGGUUGGAAUCUGCUUGUUUCUGGUGGAGCUGUGUGAGAGAUUCACUUUCUUUGAGGUUGUCUGCAAUAUGAUCCCCUUUUGCACUGUUAAGCUUGGCUACCGCAACGACCAGGCAGCCAUUUUGAACUUGUGCUUCAUUGGAACUUCAAUACUUACCCCUGUGAUUGCCGGAUGGCUCACUGAUGUCUAUGUGGGAAGAAACAAACUGGUGUACAUUUGCUUAUUUCUACAUUUUCUAGGUACUGCUUUUUUAUCUGUGGUGGCUUUUCCCUUGGGAGAUUUCUGUCUGGGCACUUACCAUGUGAUUAACAACAUCCCAAAAAAGGAACAGAACAGGCUGUUUUAUGUAGCACUGCUGACCAUCUGCCUCGGCACAGGAGGAAUAAGAGCCAUUGUUUGUCCACGGGGUGCUUACGGCCUUCAGGAGUGUAGCCCAAAGAAGCAAACAUCAUUUUUUAACUGGUUUUAUUGGCUCAUGAACCUAAAUGCAGCCGUCGUCUUUCUGGGAAUAUCUUACGUCCAGCACUUGGGGGCCUGGGCCCUUGUUUUACUUAUUCCUUUUAUGUCUGCACUUAUGGCUCUGAUAACUCUUCAUAUGAUGUACUAUAACCUGACUUAUCAGCCAGAAAAAUGUUGCUGCCUCCUAACAACCAUUGGGGUGUUUUUUAAUGCACUGAAAACAUACUGCCUGCAAUAUUGCCAACUUGGCAGAGAUACCACCAGCUGGUUAGACCAUGCCAAAGAAAAAAAUGGUGGCUGCUAUAGUGAGUCCCACGUGGAAGACACAAAAUUUUUCUUCACCCUUCUCCCUCUCUUCAUUUUUCAGCUCCUAUACAGAAUGUGCAUUAUGCAGAUUCCUUCAGGAUAUUAUCUGCAGACCAUGAAUUCCAGCCUGAAUGUGGAUGGAUUUCUUCUGCCAAUUGCAGUAAUGAGUGCCAUCAGCAUCCUACCCUUACUAAUUCUGGCUCCUUUUAUGGAGUAUUUCAGCACCUGCCUAUUUCCCUCUAAGAAAGAUGGACCACUUCUGUCGGCAUGCAUUAUUACUGGAAAUCUUUCUGCUGCAUUUUCCGUGAUGGUAGCCGGCUUCUUUGAAAUACACAGAAAACACUUCCCUCCAGUGGAGCAGCUUCUUUUAGGCAAAGUUCUCACUGUUUCCUCCAUGCCCUGUUUCUACCUGGUUCUUCAGUACGUUUUACUUGGAGUGGCUGAAACACUGGUCAACCCAGCCUUCUCUAUAAUAUCAUACAGAUUUGUUCCAAGCACCAUCAGAGGAACCUUUAUGAAUGUUUUGACACUGUUCAAUGGAUUUGGUUGUUUCACGGGGGCCCUGCUGGUGGAGUUGCUGUAUCUCAUCUCAGAAGGCAAUUGGUUUCCAAACACAUUAAACAAAGGCAAUUUAGAAAGCUUCUUCUUCUUCCUGGCAUCAUUAACAUUGUUGAAUGUCUUGGGAUUCUGGAAUGUUUCACAAAGAUAUUGUAAUCUAAAUCAUUUUAAUGCCCAGAACAUCAGUGGAAGUAAUCUUGAAGAAACACUUCUCCACGAAAAGUCUCUGAAAUUUUAUGGCAGUAUACAGGAAUUUUUUUCAAGUAUUGAUCUUUGGGAGACAGCCCUAUGAAACGAUAUUUGAGUCUACCGGUCUUUUGAGCACAGUAUUCUUCGUUUUCUUCUUUGAUUGAACACUCUGUGUGUUUUAGUGUAAGAGCCAAUGUAUAUGGGCAUGACUUUAUGAAUAUUAUCUGUGUACUUUAUUUACAAAGACUAAUGAUGGCCUUUCUAGGAUUCUGUUAUGCUUUUGCAUUAACAUCUUAAGCAUUAGAAUUAAUAAAGCAGUUUCAAAGUCUAGGUGAUUAUGACAAGAAAACUGAUGGUUUUUCUAUACACCAAUGAUAUCUUAAAACUUUUACAAUGGUUCAUCCAUUAAAAACAACAUAUAUGAUUUUUUUCAGAGUUUUAUGAGUCAUUAGAAGCAAAAUAACAGUAUGCUAAUAUUCUUUCUUUCUACACACUUAUUGAGCCCUCAUUACAUGCUAGAUAUCAUGACCAUAUACUGUACAGGCCUGAGUGAAUGAUAAACAUAUACAUGAUUUUUUUAUAUUUAAUCUUGAUAUUACACCAUCAAAAUAUGACUUAAGGAAAUUUUCUCUGAAUUAAGAAGCAAUGUUACUAAAACAGAUGUCCUU